Molecule: messenger RNA, 1297 nt
Organism: Amblyraja radiata (thorny skate)
Lineage: Eukaryota; Metazoa; Chordata; Chondrichthyes; Rajiformes; Rajidae
Gene: alkbh4
Product: alkB homolog 4, lysine demthylase
Exons: 3
Coding region: 515-1213 (232 amino acids)
Biological process (GO): actomyosin structure organization; protein demethylation
Cellular component (GO): contractile ring; midbody
Molecular function (GO): demethylase activity; actin binding; oxidoreductase activity
Source: RefSeq, a predicted model, not a curated record
CCCCGCGUCCCAGCCUCAGCCCGUGUGCUCGCGUCGCUCAGCCGGCCGCUGGUGCGGAUCGGUUGGCCGGUCGGAUCAAAGAGACUAGAGGAGUAUGCGCAUCUAGUACCUUUGGGUCGGAUUGGGUAGGUGAAGUGGAAAUGGCUGCGGAGGCGGCUGCGCUGCCGGGCUGCGGCUGCAAAGGAAUCCGUUCGUGUCUGAGAUGUGAGCAGGCCAGAGGCCCAGUUGAUCUAUGUCCCAAGUUACAGCGGGUGAGUCAGUGAGUGUCUCUGUAAAGUGAGUAAAGGCCUCUGUGGAAAAUAAUACAAAUAAAUGGACGCGAUGCAACCUUCGAAGAAGCCUGAACCAUCAUCGGGAUUAAUGCAAACCAUGUAAAAGAAAGUACCACUUCACUUAUCAUUUGGAGUCAGGCUUAGCAGUUGCAGAUUACUCUACUUGUCUGACUGGUUGGGCUUUUCCAUUUCCUGGUGUAUUUUUAGCCGAAAAGUUUGUGAAUGAAGAGGAAGAAGCGGAGAUGGUAAACCUAAUGGAUAACAAUGAGUGGAAACUAUCCCAAUCUGGACGAAGGAAACAGGACUAUGGCCCAAAAGUGAACUUUAAAAAGCGCAAGUUGAAAGUGGGAUGCUUCAGUGGCCUACCGUGCAAUAGCCUCUCGCUCAUGGAUCGAAUGACACAAUGCAGUGUACUGAAAGACUUCCUUCCUGUAGAACAGUGUAACCUAGAUUACAGACCAGAACAUGGCUCUGGCAUUGAUCCACACUUUGAUGACUGGUGGCUCUGGGGCAAACGUUUGGUCAGCAUUAAUCUGCUGUCUGAAACCAAAUUAUCAAUGACUUGUGAUUCGGAGGAUUUGAUCCAGCUACACUUGACUGAAAUGGUGCCCAAUGCUCAGCAAUGUGAUCCCAUAAAUGGUAACUCGGAAAGCAUUUGUGAUUUCCAUGGAGAUACUUCAGAUCAUUGCAAAGGUCAAAGGUCUGUAUCUUACAAUGAUGUAGAGAUAGCAAUUCACAUGCCAAGGCGAUCUUUAAUUGUUUUGUAUGGAAAUGCACGAUAUAAAUGGAAACAUGGAAUUUAUAGACAGGAUAUCCAGUCAAGGCGAAUAUGCUGUACCUUUAGGGAGCUAUCAGAAGAGUUUGGCGAGGGAGGUAAACAAGAAGCAUUGGGGAAAGUACUUUUGGAUAUUGCAUUAAGCUUUAAAGGUGUUCCUGGAUAAUAACUGCUGAAGCAUCAAAAGGUAUUUAUUAUAAACCUAGCUCUGGGAUAUGUACAUAAAGGUUUGGCUUGUUAUUUUAUUCUA